This is a messenger RNA of Salvia miltiorrhiza (redroot sage), 1613 nucleotides long. RefSeq names its product protein ABIL1-like. The record is from RefSeq and is a predicted model, not a curated record. NCBI's taxonomy places the organism in Eukaryota, Viridiplantae, Streptophyta, Magnoliopsida, Lamiales, Lamiaceae. Bases 367 to 1251 code for a protein of 294 amino acids. The transcript has 9 exons.
CUACAAACUUCAAACAGUGGGCCCCCUAAUCUAUUCCAGUUCAACUACCUUUCUACUUCUCCAUACGACGACGUCGCUCUCUCUCUCUCUCUCUUGUGUUUCACUGCGAGUUGCUUCUCCCACACACACGCGCACAUUUUCUUUUUCUUGUUUUGUUUUCAUUUUCUCAACUCCAGAUUAUAUUAAUCCAUUAUACUUUGCGUCGCUCUGAAUCAACUUUCAUAAACUUGAUUCCUCCCACAAUCGCUUCAUUAUUGUCUUCUUUUUCAUAAUCAUUUGGAGAUCGAAUGAGGCAUUUUUUGGUUUGUGUAUGAAAUUAUGAUAUGAUUGAAAAUUUUGUACAAUUUGAGUGAGAUUUUGAGUUUGAUGGAGGCGGGGAAAGAUCGACCGGAGAAGCAAACCAUGGCGUUUGAUGAGAUGUCGGUGGACAAGAGUAUCAGUUUCGUCACGGCAUUACAGGAACUGAAGAACCUCAGACCUCAACUGUAUUCUGCAGCAGAGUAUUGCGAAAAGUCGUAUCUCAACAGUGAGCAGAAGCAGAUGUUUCUGGACAAUAUGAAGGAUUAUGCUGUUAGAGCUCUAGUCAAUGCAGUUGAUCACCUUGGUACGGUUGCUUACAAGUUGAGUGAUAUCGUGGAGCAACAGACACUGGAGAUCUCAUCCAUCGAUCUGAAAGUUGCAUGUGUGAACCAGAAACUUCUUACUUGUCAAACAUAUACGGAUAACGAAGGCCUCAGGCAACAGCAGUUAUUAGCUAUCAUCCCAAAGCAUCACAAACAUUAUAUGUUGCCAAAUUCCAUCAAGAAGGUCCACUUCAGCCCACAUGUGCAGACAGAUCCUACGCAAUCCAUACUAGUGAAAGGGCGUCAUUACCCUUCAGGUGCUUCAGCUGCAAGAACUCUUUCUUGGCAUUUGGCAUCGGCAACCAAGUCAAACAUGAAAGGUUCCUCAUGCGAUAUACUGAGCACUGAUGAAGCAAAAGUGGCUGGAAAAAGCUCUCCUGCAUUCAACUCGUUAGAUGGUCAGAAGAGUAAGCGGAUGAGAUCUGCUCCAGCCACAAGAGCGGCUAUGCAAACCUUGGGUGUUACAAGACGAGAUUAUUCAGAGGGCCCCAAGCCUCUAACUCAACAUAGGUCAUUCGAUAAUCCGACUGAUUCUCAGAAGGAGAUCGUUCACCCCCCUGUCCGUAGUAAGAGCGUGCUUUCUGCAUUCUUCACCAAGCAAAAAACACCAAACCCGAGGAUGAAGUGAUGAAUCUGUCAUGAAACUAGGACAAAAUAGAAACUUUCAGAUUUCACCAAAUACUUGUGCCUUGCUGAAAGAAAAAAAAAUUGCCCCAACUGUCUAUACUCAAUUGAUGUAGGCUGCUGCUUUUUAUGUGGAUGAAUAAACCAACAAUGACAGUAAAUGAUUUUUCUUGUGCAGAAUAUUUGAUACCUGAUCCUGUAAAUUGGCUUGUAAAAAUUCAUGCAAUCAGAAAGUAUAUAUUUUCACUUGUAUUCCUUUCUGAUUCUUGUAAUUGUAUUUUUUUUUAUAGAGGAAUUCUUGUAAUUGUAAUUGUUCGUUCAAUUAUUUUGGUGAGUAUAUAUAGAAAGGGCCCUUUGAUUGAGUUA